AUGAUUAUCUAUCGAUCUAUCUAUCUAUCUAUCUAUCUAUCUAUCUAUCUAUCUAUCUAUCUAUCUAUCUAUCUCAAUCUCUCGUUCUAUCUGCUUUUUAUUGAAAUGAAAUCCAUAUUAUCUAUCUAUCUAUCUAUCUAUCUAUCUAUCUAUCUAUCUAUCUAUCUAAUCAGUCAGUUCUUCUAUCUAUCUAUCUAUCUAUCUAUCUAUCUAUCUAUCUAUCUAUCUAUCUAUCUAUCUGUGUCAAUGCAAUUAUCUAUCUAUCUAUCUAUCUAUCUAUCUAUCUAUCUAUCUAUCUAUCUAUACAUACAUACAUACAUACAUACAUACAUACAUGCAUAUGAAAUAUUUAGAUUGAAUAAAAGUAAUCUAUCUAUCUAUCUAUCUAUCUAUCUAUCUAUCUAUCUAUCUAUCUAUCUAUCUAUCUAUCUAUCUAUCUCUGCCAGUUCAUAUGUAUCUAUCUAUCUAUCUAUCUAUCUAUCUAUCUAUCUAUCUAUCUAUCUAAAUGCAUCGCUCGAGCUCAUCCUGUUCAUAUUCAUAUAUCUAUAUACCUCCGUUUGUGUCCCUGUAUCGCAGACGUUUUUUUUCUUUCUUUUUUUUUCUUUCUUUCUUUCUUUCUUUCUUUCUUUCUUUCUUUCUUUCUUUCUUUCUUUCUCGAGCUCAUUCUGUUCAUAUUCUAUCUAUAUAAUACCUCCGUUUGUGUUCCUGUAUCGCAGCCAUUAUCAUCUAUCUAUCUAUCUAUCUAUCUAUCUAUCUAUCUAUCUAUCUAUCUAUCUAUCUAUCUCAGUGCGUCCAUGUCCAUGA
Acanthosepion pharaonis is the source of this 804-nucleotide messenger RNA. Lineage: Eukaryota; Metazoa; Mollusca; Cephalopoda; Sepiida; Sepiidae. The record is from the annotation of a GenBank genome assembly.